UUCACUACGUCUACAAGGAAAUAUGUGCAAGUUCCAUUCAGCUGACUCAUAAAGGGACUUUUAGAACACAAUUCAAUUUAUGAAGUGCUCCUUAAGCCCUGACAACCAUUGUGAAGAUGGAAGUAUGAAUAUGGCAACCUUCCUACGGGGCUUUGAAGAAAAGGGGUUAAAGAACGACAGGCCUGGGGACCAGUUCAAUAAAGAGAAGAAGAAGAUUCUCUUCUCCUUUUGUGAUGUGUGCAACAUCCAGCUAAACUCUGCAGCCCAGGCCCAGGUCCAUUAUGAUGGCAAAUCCCAUCGAAAGCGGGUCAAGCAGCUGAGUGAUGGGCAGCCUCCGCCCCCAGCCCAGGGCUCAGGGCCGCUGCUUGCCAGCUCUUGCCCUUGCCCUGGAGCAAACACCAGCACAGGCAGUGCAUGUCACACUACAACCCUUCCUGCUCUCGUGCGCACACCCACCCUGAUGAUGCAGCCUUCGCUGGACAUCAAACCAUUUAUGUCUUUUCCAGUGGACAGUAGCUCUGCUGUCGGGCUCUUUCCAAAUUUUAACACAAUGGACCCUGUGCAGAAAGCUGUCAUUAACCACACGUUUGGAGUCUCCAUUCCCCCAAAGAAGAAGCAAGUUAUUUCUUGUAAUGUCUGUCAGCUUCGCUUUAACUCGGAUAGCCAGGCCGAGGCCCACUACAAAGGAAGUAAACAUGCCAAGAAGGUCAAAGCACUAGAGGCAACGAAAAAUAAACCCAAAAUGGUUUCUUCCAAGGACAGCGCAAAGGCUAAUCCCAGCUGCUCCAUCAGGCCAAUCACAGGCGACAGCUCUGACAAAUCAGACGACAAAGGGAAACUAAAAGCCACCAGUUCCACUCAGCCCUCGGGCUCUGAAGGAGGCUCCUUUCUCCUCAAAUCUGGAACAGGACCCCUGCCACCUGCAGCCAUCACUUCUCCCUCCAAGAGCACAAAUGGCGCUCCAGGGUCUGUUGCUGAAUCAGAAGAAGAAAAAGCCAAAAAAUUACUCUAUUGCUCACUAUGCAAAGUGGCUGUGAACUCUCUGUCACAGCUGGAGGCACACAACACAGGAUCUAAACACAAGACCAUGGUUGAGGCUCGUAAUGGAGCUGGUCCAAUUAAGUCCUAUCCAAGACCUGGGUCAAGAUUAAAGAUGCAGAAUGGCAGUAAGGGUUCAGGACUACAGAACAAGACAUUUCAUUGUGAAAUCUGUGAUGUGCAUGUUAACUCAGAAAUUCAACUCAAACAGCACAUUUCAAGCCGAAGGCAUAAAGACCGAGUGGCAGGAAAACCAUUGAAGCCGAAAUACAGCCCCUACAACAAGCUCCAGAGGAGCCCAAGCAUUUUAGCCGCAAAGCUUGCAUUCCAGAAAGAUCUGAUGAAGCCUCUGGCCCCAACUUUUCUUUCCUCUCCUCUGGCGGCUGCAGCUGUGUCCUCUGCACUGUCCCUACCACCUCGGCCAUCUGCCUCUCUGUUUCAGGCUGCAGCCAUCCCUCCUGCCCUGCUGAGGCCUGGCCACGGGCCCAUCCGUGCCACUCCUGCCUCCAUCCUCUUUGCCCCUUACUAAAUACUUGCAGCCCGCAACAGGCCAGGCCAGUGGAAAGGUAUAGAAGAAAAGCCCAAAGGAUUCAGCAGUGUAAGCUUUGUGUGUGACUGUAAGCACCCCACCCACCCACUUACAAAGUGCAGGCCACCGCCCAGCCCAACCUCCAAAGACAAAAGGAGGCCAGGCUCAAGGGCACUGUUCCCCUACUUCUUGUGCCCCCUCGGUCCUACCCCAGCCAAUUGGUGUACCUGAGAUAUUUAAGUUUCGUGAAAAUAUAUUGAUCAAAAAAAAAGAAAGAAAGAAAGAAGGAAAGAAGGAAAGAAAAGAAAACUGACCUCUGUAUUCCCAUGGAUGUGAUCUGGCUUAGAAACAAAAUGGAUUCUCUUCCUGACAGACUUGAACAGUAGACUCUUCCUCGGAUGUCUGUAAAUAACUCCAGAAUCCAAGCGGGCAUAUUCUAGUGUGGAACAAAAGUCCAUCGCAAGUGCUUAAUUGUGGAUACCAUCUUCCCCAUGGAUCAUGGCAUUUUUCUCUCUGGUGUACUAGUGUCCACAGGGACUGUGUACUGUUCUAGACCUGAGUACUGUUGUAUCCCGUGUAGUACUAGAUUGUAACUCUUGUCGAAUUAAAUUUUUUUUAUUGCUGUGUAAUUGUUAGGAAGCAAAGUAGCUUUGGAAUCCUUUCUCUUUAAGAGAACAAAAGAUAAUGUAUUUUCUUUAUUUCAUGUUUUAUUUGGAGAUAUUUAAAUGAAAUAGAAAGCCAUAUAACAUAGCUAUAAUUACUACCUGUUUGCUAUUUUUGUUUUAACUUAUUUUUGUAGCACCCUCACUGGUUUGAGUUGCUAAGCAAAUGUAUACAGAAACAAAAAGAGCUUCCUAAUUGCACAUUUUUUUUUUGCACCUUCUGUGCAUCUGCAAGAAGACAAUGAAUCCGUGUAUUUCUACAUAAUGAUCUUCAUUUGAAACUCUUGUUUUUCAUUUGUAAUGAUGCUACAUACCUCUGUGGCUCCCUGAUGCAAUAAUGUACAGAAGAUAUAUAAUUUAUAAUUGAACAAUCUGUCUUUCUGUUCAGUGACUGCGUCACAGGUCAUGUGACUAUGCCCUUCUCCCUACCCCCCCAAAAAAAACAACUGAUGUUAAGACUGGAAUGUUUGUGAUAUCAGGGGCAAGAGGUAUCAUAAAACAACACAUAGCGUGAUCUCUUUUAGAGGGCCUAUAUCUGCAAUGUAAAUGGUAAAAUGUCUGUGUAUUUUUUUAAAUGUACCUUUUCAAUAA
Messenger RNA from Cricetulus griseus (Chinese hamster), 2820 nucleotides. NCBI's taxonomy places the organism in Eukaryota, Metazoa, Chordata, Mammalia, Rodentia, Cricetidae. The record is from RefSeq and is a predicted model, not a curated record.